AUGGCAAGCACCGCCAAGUACCAGCCUGCCCCGACGCAGGACCCAGAGGAGGGAACCUGGAGCCAGGCCCCGCCCUCUUACCAGGCCGCUGGCAGCGCCCAAGAUUCGGAUCGCCUCUUCGGCGGCGGCGAGGCGCGCAGCAGCGAGGACAACAUUCCCGAUGAUUUCAAGUUUGGCGGCUCCGUAGCUGAGGCCACCGUCGACAUCCGAAACCAAUUUAUCCGCAAGGUCUACACCAUUCUGACUGCGCAGCUCAUUGUCACGGCCAUUGUCAGCGGCCUCAGCUUCUGGAGUGAGGGCUACAAGGCCUGGAUCCAGUCGCACCCCGGCCUUGUCUUCGUUUCUCUUUUCGGCGCAAUCGGAUUUAUGCUUCUCACCUACUGGAAGCGCAAGUCCUACCCGACUAACCUACUCUUCCUGAGUGGCUUCACACUACUCGAGGCAUACUCUGUUUCGGUCAUCGUUUCGUUCUACAAAUCAUCCAUCGUGCUGAAUGCCGUCUUCCUGACUGGAGGCAUCUUCAUCUUCUUGACGCUCUUCGCCUGCCAGACCAAAUACGACUUCACAUCAUGGAUGCCGUACCUCUUUGGCGCUGUCUGGGGAUUGAUCCUGUUUGGCUUCAUGGCCGCCUUCUUCCCCUACAGCAGUACCGGUGAACUUAUCUACGGUGGUCUAGCAGCCUUGAUCUUCUCUGGCUAUAUCUUGGUCGAUACACAAAUGGUUAUUCGCCACCACCACGUUGAGGAGGAAAUUGCUGCAGCCAUCAGCCUGUACUUGGACAUUCUCAACCUGUUCUUGGCCAUCCUGCGCAUCUUGAACAGCCAGCAGAACAACUAG
Pestalotiopsis fici W106-1 is the source of this 837-nucleotide messenger RNA. RefSeq lists its product as uncharacterized. The transcript is spliced from 2 exons. Gene Ontology annotation, cellular component: membrane. The coding region runs from base 1 to 837 and encodes 278 amino acids. NCBI's taxonomy places the organism in Eukaryota, Fungi, Ascomycota, Sordariomycetes, Amphisphaeriales, Sporocadaceae. The record is from RefSeq and is a predicted model, not a curated record.